Messenger RNA from Melopsittacus undulatus (budgerigar), 486 nucleotides. It is a transcript of the gene TRNP1, whose product is annotated as TMF1 regulated nuclear protein 1. Gene Ontology annotation, molecular function: DNA binding. Lineage: Eukaryota; Metazoa; Chordata; Aves; Psittaciformes; Psittaculidae. The coding region runs from base 1 to 486 and encodes 161 amino acids. Gene Ontology annotation, biological process: regulation of cell population proliferation. The transcript is spliced from 2 exons. The record is from RefSeq and is a predicted model, not a curated record. Gene Ontology annotation, cellular component: nucleus.
AUGACGGUGCUGGUUCUGGUGCUGUACUGGGUCGUACGAAGCUCGGAGCCGUGCCAGUGCCAGUCUGUACCGAGAGCGGUCCAGUUCUGUACUAAGCCCAGCAGCCCCGGGUCGGUGGAGCUGGCGGCGGCGCGGCGGCGGCUGGUGGCGGCGGAGGGGCGGCGGCGGGCGGCGGCGGAGCUGGAGGGCCGGGUGCUGCAGGUGCACUGCGCCCUGCGGCACGCGGAGCUGCGCUUGGCCGCCCGUGCCGAGGCUCUGGGCCGGCUCGGGGCCGGUGUGGCCCAGGCUCAGCUGGCGCUGGCUGCGCACACGCAGCGCCUGCAGAAGGGGCUCCGGCGCCGGCCCCGGCCCCGGCCCGGUGCGCUCCUGGCGGCCGCCCGUGCCCUCCGCAGCUGCGUGCCCUGGGCCCCCGCGCGCUCCCGCGGGGCCGCCGCUCCGCCCGCUGCCGCCCGCCGCCUGCCCGCAGCGCCCCGCAGCCCCGCCUGA